AUGACUACGAAGAUCUUCCAGGGACAAGUCAUGAUUACGAAAAAGAAAAGGAAAAAGCUGAGGAUCGAUGCUGUCGUUUCGCUAAUCUCAAUCUAUUGGCGCUUUUGUGAGCCGAUCCGCCUUCUCUGUCUCAUCUGGUCGAUUCUUUUGCUGAUCACCGGUGCACUCACUUGUAUCAUGUUAUGUCAAAAAGUUUGGGGAAACCAUCAUCCAAAAGCUUUUCUUAGCGAAGUUCUCUCUCCAAAUCUAACGCUGAUCAUCAUGGAAGGAGAAAGCACUGGUCAAUCAUUCGUUUUAGAACUUCAACGCACG
This is a messenger RNA of Mesorhabditis belari, 312 nucleotides long. The record is from the annotation of a GenBank genome assembly. Lineage: Eukaryota; Metazoa; Nematoda; Chromadorea; Rhabditida; Rhabditidae.